GUAGCAGAAGAUCUAGAAAGAGAUGUCUUAAGACUUCAAGAAGAUAUCGAGCGUUUACUGGCAAAAGUGACGAAAAAAAGAAAAGUUAACAAGCCGGCAGUGCAUGGAACUUUUGAAGGGGACCCAACUACAUCUUUUGGAGUAAUUAAUUCAAUACAGGACUUUUUUGCUGAUAUAUUUAUUGCAAACCGUAGAUUCGGUGUUUCAAGUUAUGAAGGGCUUGUGCCA
Racocetra persica is the source of this 228-nucleotide messenger RNA. Lineage: Eukaryota; Fungi; Glomeromycota; Glomeromycetes; Diversisporales; Gigasporaceae. The record is from the annotation of a GenBank genome assembly.